UCCCUAACUCCUACAUUAAAUUUAUUAUUCCAUUACCAAAACUUGAAGAUUUUUUUUUUCUUUUUUGUAGAACAAGACCUAGCUAAUUACCCUAAAAUGGAUCUUUUGUUACAAUUUUUUUUUCUUUGGUUCAAAUGAGGAAGCGUCAAGUUGUGCUUAGAAGAUCAGAAGAACCCUCAAGGGACACUGUGGCUUCUUCUUUCACAGUUAGAAGUGUAAGAUAUGGGGAGUGUCAAAAGAACCACGCUGCCGGGGUCGGAGGGUAUGCCGUUGAUGGGUGUCGAGAAUUUAUGGCAAGUGGUGACGAAGGGACGACAGCUGGACUGACUUGCGCCGCUUGCGGUUGCCAUCGGAAUUUUCAUAGAAGGCAAGUUGGAACUGAGGUAGUGUGUGAUUGCUCUUCAUCACCCUCAAAUGGAACUUAAUUAAAAGACUAUACAUAUAAUAAUACUAUAACUUCAGUGUGUAUGGGGUGAGGAUUUUUUUUCUUUUUCUUUUUCGGGGUGCUGAAUAAACAAAAUUUCUCAACAUGGGAUUGAGAGUUGAGAGUUGAGAGUUGAGAUUCAGCUUUGUUGUUCUGUUGCUUGAAUUAUUAUUAUUAUUAUUAUUAUUAUUAUUAUUAUUUAAAAAAAAAAUUCUUGUGUUGGAUUGGAAUCAACUUGACUUCAACUAAGAAAUAUGUGCUUUGUGUAAUUUUGAAUUUUUUUCCCUUUAAUUUCAGGUUCAUAUGAGGAUCAAAAAAGUUAUGUAAAUCCUUUUUUUUUUUUCAUUACAUCUCUUUUGAAUUAUAUAUGUAUUUGAUUUGAGUGUAUCUUUUGGAGAUUGGAAGUAAUAGACCAAAAAUCUUUAUUGCAAUA
Cucumis melo (muskmelon) is the source of this 857-nucleotide messenger RNA. RefSeq names its product mini zinc finger protein 2. Gene Ontology annotation, cellular component: nucleus. The coding region runs from base 135 to 425 and encodes 96 amino acids. Gene Ontology annotation, biological process: regulation of DNA-templated transcription; regulation of developmental process. NCBI's taxonomy places the organism in Eukaryota, Viridiplantae, Streptophyta, Magnoliopsida, Cucurbitales, Cucurbitaceae. The record is from RefSeq and is a predicted model, not a curated record. The transcript has a single exon. Gene Ontology annotation, molecular function: transcription cis-regulatory region binding; DNA-binding transcription factor activity.